Ostrinia furnacalis (Asian corn borer) is the source of this 2369-nucleotide messenger RNA. It is a transcript of the gene Cyp307a1, whose product is annotated as cytochrome P450, family 307, subfamily a, polypeptide 1. Gene Ontology annotation, molecular function: oxidoreductase activity, acting on paired donors, with incorporation or reduction of molecular oxygen; monooxygenase activity; iron ion binding. Lineage: Eukaryota; Metazoa; Arthropoda; Insecta; Lepidoptera; Crambidae. The transcript has 2 exons. The coding region runs from base 68 to 1672 and encodes 534 amino acids. The record is from RefSeq and is a predicted model, not a curated record.
CGUUUCCCGCCAUAUCACCUGUCAACGGUGUGGCCACUCAGAAAAAUUUUUCUUUUAAGAAAAAAAAAUGAGUGCGAUCCUCCUUGUAGCCGUAAUCGCUUUAUGCGUGUAUAAACUUUUUUCUAGAAAAACUGUAGCGUGGAAAAAAGUUAAAGGCGAAGAUGUUGGGAUAAAAACCGCACCGGGACCGACACCUUUGCCAAUAAUUGGGAACCUAUACAAUUUGGGCACCCACGAAUCGCCGUUCCAGGCGUUUACGGAAUUGUCUAAAAAGUACGGGGAUAUAUUCAGUUUGACCCUCGGGAACACGCCAUGCGUAGUCGUGAACAACUUAGAGCUGAUUCGGGAAGUUUUGAACCAAAACGGGAAAUUCUUCGGCGGGCGACCAGACUUCAUCAGGUUCCACAAGCUGUUUGCUGGCGACAGGAACAAUUCUCUGGCCCUCUGCGAUUGGUCCAAUCUUCAAACCAGAAGAAGAAACUUGGCCCGUCGCCAUUGCGGUCCAAAACAGCACACCGAGAACUUCGCCAGGAUCGGAUCCGUCGCUACAUUCGAAGCCAUCGAGAUGGUCCAAACAUUGAAGACCAUGGCCAACUCCACCGAAUCCAGCAUCAAUUUGAAACCGAUUUUAAUGUCGACAGCAAUGAACAUGUUUACCCACUACAUGUGCAACAUUCGCUUCGAAGAAACCGAUCCGGAAUUCAGAAAAAUCGUCGACCAUUUCGAUGAGAUUUUCUGGGAAAUCAACCAGGGUUACGCCGUGGACUUCCUACCUUGGUUGGAGCCGUUGUAUAAGAAGCACAUGGAUAAACUAUCUGGCUGGAGUCAGGAUAUCAGAUCGUUUAUAUUGUCAAGGAUAGUCGAACAGAGAGAGUUGAAUUUGGAGACCGAAGGCCCUGAGAAGGACUUCCUUGACGGUUUGUUGAGAGUUCUGAAAGAUGACGCUACGGUUGAUAGGAACACCAUCAUCUUUAUGCUUGAAGACUUCUUAGGAGGUCAUUCUUCAGUCGGCAACUUGGUUAUGCUCUGCUUGGCAGCUGUUGCAAGAGAUCCUGAUGUAGCUAAGAAGGUAAAGGCAGAAAUUGAUGGGGUUACCAAAGGAAAGAGAGCAGUGACUCUGUCAGAUAGAAGCAGCUUGCCGUACACAGAAGCUACUGUCCUGGAAUGCCUCAGAUACGCAUCAUCUCCAAUCGUCCCUCACGUUGCAACAGAAAACGCGGUUGUGGCUGGUUAUGGUGUCGAGAAAGGCACGAUAGUCUUCAUCAACAACUAUGAACUGAACACCUCAGAGACGUACUGGAAAGAACCACAGAAAUUCGACCCAUCAAGGUUUCUGGAGAAAUCCAAAAUCCGAGUGCGAAGGAACUCGCUUUGCGACUCGGGUAUGGAGUCUGAUGGAGAGAGAUCAGGACCUAUCAAUAAGGCUACAGAGGUCGAAAAAGAGGUAGUGUCAGUUAGAAAGAACAUCCCACAUUUUCUUCCAUUCAGUAUCGGCAAACGUACCUGCAUUGGACAAACUCUAGUAACCACUAUGAGCUUCGUUAUGUUUGCUAGCAUCAUGCAAGAGUUCGACGUCGCAGCGGAAAAUCUAGAAGACCUAAGACAAAAACCAGCCUGUGUUGCUUUACCUAAAGAUACUUUCAGCCUUUAUCUAGUGCCUAGGAAACACUGAGUCAGUUAUUUAGUAUUUUGUGUAAAUAUUCGAUAGGCGGCGAGAAAAUUUAGAAAGUUUAAAUUUUUAGACUUUGAGACACAAGUUAGCCGCUAAGAUGCGCUCAAAUUAUUAAUUUAUUUCUCAAAAUAAUGUAGGUUUAGCUGCACGGGUUGGGUAAUUAAAAAAAAAUAACAACUUCUUUUUUUUAUAAAAAAAAAAUCACUAAUUGUCAUCUAGCACCGGAAAAGAUGUUUCUCAAAAAAAUGUGUAGAUUUUUUGGAUUAUAUUAUUUAAAACGACUGCUUUGUACUUUGGAUAAUCGAUUUUAAUUUAAGAUUUAGAAUGCGUAGUUUAUUUAGAUUAGGUUGUAGCCCAGUUAUAGUCAUUAUUAUUAGCAAUGAAUUAAAAACCAUAUUGUUGUUAGUGUAUGAAUAUUGCAUUUAACUAGUGAGACUAUUUUUUGUAUUUAUCGUUCAUAUUAUUUUCACCAACUCGCAUUUUAAUAGUUUUAGUAACUUACUUUUCUGUUUUUAAAUGUAGUUAGGAAUUUGGGAAAAAAUUGGGUUUAAUUUUUUUGUAUUUCAUUUAAAACUGUAGAAUGACUGUGGAAUAUAAAUAAUAGUUUAGUCUUUAAAAUGAAUGACUUGGACAAAAAUUAUAUUUAAAUUAUAUAGAUUACCAAUUCUUUUUUAAAAAUUUUGGAAAUUUUAGUUAU